This is a messenger RNA of Prunus armeniaca (apricot), 1548 nucleotides long. The record is from the annotation of a GenBank genome assembly. NCBI's taxonomy places the organism in Eukaryota, Viridiplantae, Streptophyta, Magnoliopsida, Rosales, Rosaceae.
AUGUUCAACCAGACCACGGAUGGAUCCAAACCACUCUUUGUCUUCCAAACUCACCAAUGCCAAUCCUCUACCAAGAGCAACACAAUUGGCCCUGGAGAUGGGCUUGAAUCAGCUUUAUCUGAGGCUUCCAUGGCAAACAAGACUGUGAUAAUUGCUAUUGUAAAUAAGGCCUAUGUGGAAGGAGACAAGCCAAUGCUUGAUAUGUUUUUAGAUGGUUUCUGGCUCGGAGAAGACACAAGGGGCUUGAUUUCUCACCUGCUUCUUGUUGCCGUCGAUCAAACUUCCUUCGAACGUUGCAAGUUUCUUCGCCUUCACUGCUACAAGCUCGAAGCAGAUGGUGCCGAUUUUGAGGCCGAGGAACUCUACAUGUCGCAAGAUUUUAUCAAGAUGAUGUGGAGGAGAACCCUGUUUCUCAAGGAGAUGCUAAAGAGAGGCUAUAGUUUUGUAUUCACAGACAUAGAUGUGUUGUGGCUAAGGAACCCAUUCCCAAGGCUAACAAUCUUCAAUGAAAACAUAGAUCUUCAAAUCAGCGUUGAUAAAUUCAAUGGGGAUGAAUGGUCUCAAGCCAACCCCAUCAACACAGGCUUCUACAUGGUCAGGUCCAACAACAGAACAAUCUCGCUAUUCGAGGAGUGGUACGCUAGAAGAAACAACUCCACAGGAUUGAAAGAGCAGGAUGUUUUGAACAACAUGAUGCAGGAAGGUUUUUUCAGAGAGUUAGGCCUCAGUGUGAGGUUUUUGGACAACCUUUAUUUCAGUGGCUUCUGUGAAGUUAGCAAAGACUUCAAAGUUGUCAGAACGGUUCAUGCCAACUGCUGCCGGACUAUAAGUGCUAAGGUGGCUGAUCUGACCGCUGCGAUUCACGAUUGGAAGAGGUUCAAGAGCUUAUCCGAUUCCAAUCAGACAUCGACUUUGACAUGGACUAGCCAUGUAAAUUGUGAGGGCUCCUGGAAGAAUUUCAACUUUAGUAGUUUUGUGUAUAUUCAACCAGAGACCACAGACCAAUGCCAACCCUUUACCAAGGACAUAGAUGUGAUGUGGCUAAGGAACCACUUUCCAAAGCUAAUUAUCUUCAACGAAAGCAUAGAUCUUCAAAUCAGCACCGAUAGCUUCAAUGGUGAUCAAUUGUCUGUAGCAAACCCCAUCAACACAGGUUUCUACAUGGUGACAUCUAACAACAGAACAAUCUCCUUAUUCGAAAAGUGGCAUGCCCAGAAAAACUACUCAACCAAAUUGAAAGAGCAGGAUGUUUUAAAUGGCACGAUGAAGGAAGGUGUUUUCAGAGAGUUAGGCCUCAGUGUGAGGUUUUUGGACACCCGUUACUUCAGUGGCUUCUGUGAAGUUAGCAGGGACUUCAAAGCUGUCACAACCGUUCAUGCCAAUUGCUGCCGGACUAUAGGUGCUAAGGUGGUUGAUCUGACGGCUGUGGUUCACGAUUGGAAGAGGUUCAAGAGCUUAUCUAAUUCCAACUCGACAUCGACUUUGAAAUGGACUAACCAUGUAGCCUGUAAUCGGUCCUGGAAGUGCAAUAAAGUGACGUGGGGCUAG